Messenger RNA from Leishmania mexicana MHOM/GT/2001/U1103, 1755 nucleotides. RefSeq lists its product as hypothetical. The transcript has a single exon. NCBI's taxonomy places the organism in Eukaryota, Euglenozoa, Kinetoplastea, Trypanosomatida, Trypanosomatidae. The record is from RefSeq and is a predicted model, not a curated record. The coding region runs from base 1 to 1755 and encodes 584 amino acids.
AUGGAAACCCCUGCGCACAACGGUGCUGCUGCUGUCGACGCAUACGUUGCGGCCAGCAUCCCGGCGGCUUCCACCGCAGCCGUCAACUCCGCGACCGUGGCACCCUCGGCCGAGUUAGACUACGCGGCGCAGCGUCAAGAUGUAGCGAUAGACCCACUUCCAUCGGACGCUCUCUGCGUUUCCCCACCCACAAUGGCCCAAGUGCCACUCCCUAGACUAGAAGAUGGCGUAGAGACGGCGGCCCCUUCGGCGGGUACCCCUUUGCCGUCGUUGAGCGCUACUACUACCACCUCCGCUGUUGCGCGGGAAUCAUCUCAUCCCCACCUGCAUCUUCUGCACAUCAUACAGCAGCAGCAGGAGCGCAUCGCCGUAUUACAAACGUCGCUGGCACACGCUUCAAGGAGUGCGCAGCGCUCGUCUGAAGCUCUGGAGUCUCUGCAGGGCAAGCAGCGUGUCCCUGCUUGCACUGGCCGCAUCCGUCCGGUGGGCGUAGCUUCGUCACCCGUUGGUCGCGCGUCGGCACCGUUGCCGUCUACCGCAGAAAUGGCAUCAGCAGUGGCCAACACCGUGCGGUGGGCGGACAGUGUCGCUGUGACGGCAAUGCCAACAUCACCCGUUUCAUGCGGCUCGUUCACGGAGUGGAAAGACGACGUGCCUCAGGUGGUGUGCUGCUCGCACACUCCCUCGUCGCCCUCCACCUCACCAGCAACGUUCUCACCGCUGCCGGUGAUUCUCCUCGACAUCACGUCGAUGUUCACGACGCGAUCGACGCGUGCGGCGGCAGCUCAACCUGAAGCGCAGCAGUCAUCACCCUCGACUCACCGCCGGAGCUCAGAGACGCAAACCUACUCUGUUGCCACGGAGGCCGCGACGCCGACCGACGACGACAUCGCUGGCAGCAGUGACGCGGCAAGGCAGCUGGUGGACCGACUGCGUGGCGAGCUGGCCGGCGCGCGGCGGAGACUCCAAGCCGCCGGUACGUCGGUGUUGUCGUAUCGCUCCAGCAUUCUUGCUCUUGAGCAAAGCUCUGCCCCAGGUGCUUCUUCUCGAGAGCCCGCCGAUGCUGUGUCUUGUAAUGGUGGGCCGGGGGCUUCACACAGGCUUGAUUCCGUCCCAGGCGUGGACGGGGCUAGUUGCGAAGGAGCUGCCACAGAAUGCAUAGGGCACGACGAUACAAGAAAGGACAUGGAGGAGCUACAACGCCUCCGACUGUUGCUGCGCUUCUCAGAACUCAAGAAGGACAGCGACCGGCUCGCUGAGGUGGAGGGUGCCCUUCGAGAGUCCUCUGCGGCUCAGCUGCGGCUGCGGCAGCGCUGUAAUUCUCUGGAGCACGAAAAUUCACAGCGAGGGGACUGCCUGCGGGCGAUUGCGUCGUGUGUUGAGACGACGUUGGCUGCCUCAAGCAACGGCACCUUUGGCCACCGCAGAGAUGACAGUACCGCUACCGCUACUCCACCCAUUGAACUGUCGGAUAGCCUGGUGAGUCUUCUGAGGUAUGUUCUGCACCUCUGCACAGACGCGGCACUGACUCCGGGUGCGCACAAGGAACCCUUGCCGCUACCGUACCCUUCUCUACCGAAGGCCAGACAAUCGUCUGUGCAGUCACGCCAGGAUCGCCUACACAAGGCUGUGAGCGACAGCCGUGACGGCAGGCGAUCUCUACCGCUCCGCCCGCCUUCCCGAAUGGCGUCGUGGCACGGCUCUGGCGCGGCAGCGGCUGCUGGACUCGGUGAGCGACGUGCGAGUAAGCACUGA